AUGCACGCCUUCUGGACUGCGACCACCCUGCUCGCUUCGGCCGGAGCCCUGUUGGGCGCCCAGGCCCGCCCGACUGACGGCAAGAACCACACGGUCCAGUCGGGAUACGACUACAUUGUCGUUGGAGGCGGUCCGUCCGGCAUCAUCACCGCGGAGCGUCUGGCUGAAGCCAACAAGACUGUGCUGUUGUUGGAGCGCAGCACGGCCGGCCCGACGGUCGGAACCGGCUCCAACUACACCCUGUCGUGGAACGAUACCCUGACGGCCAUCGACGUGCCGGGCCUGUCCUUCGAUGUCGGCAACUUCCCGCAGUGGUCCGAGUACAUCUGUACCGACACCGACGGUACGGCGGCCUGCAUCCUGGGUGGCGGUGUGACGGUGAACUACAUGGUCUUCGUGCACCCCCCGGACCACGACUUCGACGAUAAAUGGCCAGUGGGCUGGAAGUGGGCGAACGUGACUGCAGGAGCCGAUCGCCUCUACGCUCGCAACCCGGGCAGCAGCGUGCCCUCGGCCAAUGGCAAGCUCUACGAUCAGACCCUGUUCACCACCCUGUCGACCUUCUUCAACAACCUCAACUGGACCGCCACCGACAUGAGCGCCCAGCGCAACGAGAAGUUCCAGACCUACAGCCAUCCCGUCUGGAACAUCAAGGACUACAAGCGUGCCGGCCCCGUCCGCACCUACCUCCCGCUCGCCCUGCAGUACCCCAACUUCUCCCUCCGCAUGGGCGCCCUCGCCACCCGGGUUGUCCGUAACGGCAGUCUGGUGACCGGAGUCGAGAUCGUGAAUGCGGCGAGCAACCAGACCGAAACCAUCCCUCUCGCUCCCGGCGGCCGCGUGGUCCUCUCGUCCGGCGCGCUGCACUCGCCGCGCAUCCUGUUCAACUCCGGUAUCGGCCCGCGGGCGCAGAUCGAAACGGCGCAGAAGAGCGGGAUCGCCGUGCCCCCGGCCAGGGAGUGGAUCCACCUGCCCGUCGGCGAGAGCCUGAUGGACCACCCGAUCUUCUCGAUCGUCCUCCAGACCGACAAGGACUUCAACGAACUGGACGCGGCCGCGAUCCUCAACGGCACCGCGACCAGCGAGAUCACCGCGUACGAGGAGCAGAACGACGGGGUGCUCACGCAGGGCAAGCACCGGCUGAUCUUCUUCAGCUCCAACGUCGCCAGCGACGGCCACACCCGGUACUACCAGGGCUCCUGCACCCCGACGGCCGAGGGCGAGGUCACCAUCACCACCUACAUGACGCACGGCCUGACCUCCAAGGGUGUCCUGGGGCUCGAUGCGGACCAGCGCACCGUCAUCGAGAAGUCGCCCUACCUGCAGACGGCCGGCGACCGCGAGGCCGCCACCAUGUUCAUCCAGUCCAUGGUCGAUGCCAUCAACGCCCCUGGCUCGGGCUUCCAGCUGGUCGAGUACACCAACACCUCCGCCAUUCUUGGUUCGCUCACCGCGGGUAUCCACUACGCCGGCACCACCAAGAUGGGCACCGAUGACGGCCGCUUCAACGGUACUGCUGUUGUCGACACCAACACCAAGGUGUACGGUACGGAUAAUCUGUAUAUCGUGGACGGUGGUAUCCACCCCGAUCUGGCUUCCGGAAACAACCAGGCGACCAUCAUGGUCGUUGCGGAGAACGCGGUGGAGCGUAUUCUGGCUCAUUAGAUGGGUUUACCCUUUCGAGAGAGGAGGGUGGUGAGACUAGUGUGCUGUAUUUUAUCUGUAACGUAAUGAC
This is a messenger RNA of Aspergillus aculeatinus CBS 121060, 1735 nucleotides long. Its product is annotated as FAD/NAD(P)-binding domain-containing protein. NCBI's taxonomy places the organism in Eukaryota, Fungi, Ascomycota, Eurotiomycetes, Eurotiales, Aspergillaceae. The transcript has 2 exons. The record is from RefSeq and is a predicted model, not a curated record. The coding region runs from base 1 to 1665 and encodes 554 amino acids. Gene Ontology annotation, molecular function: flavin adenine dinucleotide binding; oxidoreductase activity, acting on CH-OH group of donors.